This is a messenger RNA of Cryptosporidium muris RN66, 924 nucleotides long. RefSeq lists its product as uncharacterized. Bases 1 to 924 code for a protein of 307 amino acids. The record is from RefSeq and is a predicted model, not a curated record. NCBI's taxonomy places the organism in Eukaryota, Apicomplexa, Conoidasida, Eucoccidiorida, Cryptosporidiidae. The transcript has a single exon.
AUGAGAAAAGUUCAACAUUUUUUUAAUAUACAAAGGUUUAUUGGAACUAUUGAGAGUAGAAGUAUUGAAUGUAUUGUAAAUGUGGCCGAAAGGAUGCUAAACUAUGUUGAGAAACUCACAAAAAUUCCAAAUGAAGUCAGUAAGAAAAUGAACCAAACUUUGGACUGUAGACUAGUACAAGAACUUGUCUAUAAAAUACAAGAAUAUAAGAGGUGGCUUGAAGUUAGUGGAGUAAUGGAAAUUCCUGAAGAGUAUAUUGCAGAAUAUCGUCAUCUAGCAUCAUUAGGGAUGGCAUCUGAGCAAACACAGGAAGUGGAUUCUAAAAAUACAAUUUUAGGUGUAGAACUCUCUGAUAUUACGAAUAAAGAACUUUUUAAUAAAUCCCAAAUAGUACAUGAAAACUGCGAAAAUCUAGUCAUAGAUAUCCUAUCAAUAUUAGAACAAUGCUAUAUGCUUCAAAAUCAGCUUGAUAAGCUACAAGAAACACUAAGAUUGAAAGAAAAAGAACUAAGUGAUAGAUGUCAGAGUAAGAAGAUUGUUGAUAUAUUUCUCCCUGUAAUACAGCAGUUAAGACAACAACAUGAAGAUAUUUCACAAAAUGAAGGUACAAUAGAUCAAUUACAAGAGAUGAUAAGAAAUUUUUGUACUUUACUUGAAGAAAGAAAUGAAUUAAGAUAUAGACUUGUAUAUGGUGUAGAUAAAACCUCUGAAAAUUUAAUUAUUGAAGAACCUAAGAAAGAAAAAAUAAUAGAAUCAUCUUUAAAUAAACCUGACAGUGAAAAUGUAGAUAAUUCCAAUACAGAAUUGGAUAUGGGUUUAUAUGGAAGAUUUUCUUCUGUUGCUAUAGAUCCAAAUGCAAUGAAAUUAUUUGCAAGAUGGAGUUUACCUAUUGAUUCUGUAACUGGUACUAUUAUAAAAAGAUAA